AGCCGAGCGGCGCCCGCCUGCGCGUGCGCCUCUGGAUCGGCCUGCACCGAGCGCCGCGCCAGUGCUCCGCCUCGCGCCCGCUGCGGGGAUUCGUCUGGGUCACCGGUGACCAGGAGGGUCAGUUCACCAACUGGCUGCGCGAGGAGGCGCCGGGCGCGUGCGCGGCGCCGCGCUGCGUGGCCAUGACGGUGAAUACGGCGGACGGCGCCCGCCUCAACGCCGAAGACGCCGCCGGCAACUUCAAGUGGCUGGACGGCUCGUGCGGGCUGGCGCUGGACGGCUUUGUGUGCCAGUACCCCUCCAGGGGCAUGUGCCCGCCCCUGGAGGACGAGGGGCAGGGCCCGGCCGUGUACUCCACACCCUUCCAGCUGAUCAGCCGGGUUCUGAGCCACGUGCCGUUGGGCUCGACGGCCGCCCUCACGUGUCCGGCCGAGGUCGACGCCGACGGCGAGCAGACGGUGCUGUGCGCGCAGCGAGACGACGGCUCGGUGGGCUGGUCCCGGGACGCCCCCCUAUGCGGGCCGCCCGACCGGGACCCGUGCGGCGGCGGCGACCACGGGUGCCAGCAGCACUGUCAGAACACCGACUCGCACUACUACUGCUACUGCUCGGAGGGAUACGCCCUCGCCGAGGACGGCUACAACUGCGAGCCGGACCCCAUGGGCCCCACCGACCCUCCGGAGCUUUUCUCUUCAGACGGCGCCGUUACCGCCGCCGAGCCCAGCGUGCCGCCGCGCGUCAAAGCGGCGUGCGCGGCCAUGGGAUGCGAGUACGACUGCGCGGAGACGCCUCGGGGAGUCCGCUGCACGUGUCCUCCCGGGUACCAGAUGGGCCCCGACGGGCGGCGCUGCUCCGACGUGGACGAGUGCCUGCAGCGGCCGUGCCCGCAGGCGUGCGUCAACGUGCCCGGAACCUUCCACUGCGCCUGCCUCGACGGCUAUCGAGCCGACGACGAGGGCGAAUGCGUGGACGUGGACGAGUGCGAGGACGAGGGCAGCUGCGAGGGCGCCUGCCGGAACACCGAGGGCUCCUUCGUCUGCGCCUGUCGCCACGGCUACCGGCUGGCGGCCGACGGCGCGUGCCAGGACGUGAACGAGUGCGUGGGGGCGUCGCCCUGCCAGCAGCAGUGUCUCAACUACCAGGGCGGCUACCAGUGUUACUGCGAUGACGGCUACGAGCUGCGGGCCGACGGACUCGGCUGCCUCCCGGCGCCCGCCGACGAAGGAUACUCCACGCGCACCCCGGAGCUCACCGACCCGGCCCACCUACCGGACCGGGGCCACGACGGCCCGCGCACCGCUCGGCCCAGCCUUGACGCGCAGUGGCUGACGGCCGCCCCCGAAGACUCCGGCGAGCGCCUGAACCGAUGGGACGCUCCUUCGUCCGGGCGGUACCGGACGGAGCGGCCGCCCGAGACGGGGCGGGGCGACGGCGAGGGAAUCGGCCCGACGGCCGGAGGGCAAGAAGGUGAAGGCCAAGGCGGCGGCGACAAGAGCAAGCAUGACAAGAGCUGGCUGCUGGUGGCGUUGCUGGUCCCGCUGUGCGUGUUCCUGGUGGUGAUGUUGGCGCUGGGCAUCGUCUACUGCACCAGCUGCGCCGUGGACAAGAGCAUGCGCCUGACGGAAUGCUGCCGCUGGAUCCUCCCCGCGCCCGACCCCGACAGCGCCCGGUGCAAGGGACCAGCGGGACGCUGAAGGGAACGCCGUCCCGUGACGUGCAUGGUCACGUCUCACAUCUGCGGCAUGCUCGUCACGUAACGUGCGAACGCGCGUCACGUGACGAUGUCUCAUGAACAGGUCGCAGGAGCACUCCACAUGACCGUGUCACGAGGUCAUCCCGCAGCCUCACCCGACGAGUCGUGGCAUGCUCAUGUGACGUGCCUCACGUGCGUCACGUGACAAUAUUUCAUGACCAUGCCGCAGGGACAGAACGUUUCGUCGUGCAACAGGGUCACGUGAUGUGGUCAGGUGACGUGCUCACGGGUCACGAUCGUAUGACCUCGCUCACGUCGCGUUGGUCCUGACACGUGGCACGGUCAUGCGGCGUCGGCCUCUCAACAUUUGACGUGGUCGUGGCAGUCACGCCGCAAGACUGUGCAAUGUCACAUGGUCACGCCGGUCAUGUGACAAUUGCUCAUGUGACCUGGUCACGUGACCUUGGUCAUGAGAGAUUGGUCAUGCGAUGUGGUGAUGUGACGUGCUUAUGAGACAUCAGUCAUGUAGCAUGUUGGUGUGACAUUGGCCAUGACGGAUUGGUCAUGUGACAUGGCCAUGUGAUAUGGUCGUCAGUCAGCCUUACUUUCUGUCUCUUGCACAACUUUUGUAAAUAAAUCACUUCCAUUCCACUUUGAAAAACAAUAAAAGUGACUUCAAC
Hippocampus comes (tiger tail seahorse) is the source of this 2373-nucleotide messenger RNA. Its product is annotated as endosialin-like. Bases 183 to 1694 code for a protein of 503 amino acids. The record is from RefSeq and is a predicted model, not a curated record. Gene Ontology annotation, biological process: cell migration. Gene Ontology annotation, molecular function: calcium ion binding; extracellular matrix binding; extracellular matrix protein binding. Lineage: Eukaryota; Metazoa; Chordata; Actinopteri; Syngnathiformes; Syngnathidae. Gene Ontology annotation, cellular component: extracellular matrix; external side of plasma membrane. The transcript has 3 exons.